Messenger RNA from Cheilinus undulatus (humphead wrasse), 1482 nucleotides. It is a transcript of the gene rbm7, whose product is annotated as RNA binding motif protein 7. Lineage: Eukaryota; Metazoa; Chordata; Actinopteri; Labriformes; Labridae. The coding region runs from base 107 to 892 and encodes 261 amino acids. The transcript is spliced from 5 exons. Gene Ontology annotation, molecular function: single-stranded RNA binding. Gene Ontology annotation, biological process: regulation of alternative mRNA splicing, via spliceosome. Gene Ontology annotation, cellular component: nucleus. The record is from RefSeq and is a predicted model, not a curated record.
UUUACUUUACGGCAGCUGAGGCCUUCGUUUUCUGUAGCAGCGGAGCCGCUAAUUUAGAGCUUAGCACUGCCGCUGUGUGGAGAGGAUCAGCUGUUGGGCUUAUACCAUGGGAAUAGAGGAUGAAACAGACCGGACGCUCUUUAUUAGAAACUUAGAUUCCAGGGUGACGGAGGAGCUUUUGUUUGAGCUGUUCUUACAGGCCGGACCUCUCAUCAGGACUAAGAUCCCUAAAGACACGGAUGGGAAGCAGAAGACGUUUGGCUUUGCCGUCUACAAGCAUGAAGUGUCCGUGCCGUACGCCAUGCAACUCCUGAACGGGACGACGCUGUACGGGAGAAGCCUGCACGUGCAGUUCAGAUCAGGGAGCAGUCAUAGCAGCAGUCCAGGGAACUCACAGAAUUCAAGUCCUGCAAACACACCAAACCCCCAUGGCCAGAGGACACCGAUCCAGUUCAGUUCUCCACCCUACACUCCUCCUCCCCAGAUGCAGAGAUCUUUCUCCUCUCCGGAUAAUCUGCAGAAGCAUGCCAUGAUGAACAACAUGAUGUGGCAGCUCCACAUGCAGCAGCUAGACCAGCUGAAUGGAGCCUUUUCAAAGCCUCUGCAGAGGCAGCAGUCUGUGGGGGGACAUUCUGGAAGAGGUAGCUCCAGGCAACACGAAAACGCCCCCUAUCGUCACAGUUCCUCCCAGAUGAACAGCGGUGGCAGAAAUCAGCGAUACUCAGAAGACGCAGGCUCUGGCCGCCAUCAGCAGCACGGCCACGGCCGGGACGGCCAUCCCCAUCAGAGCGACAGGAGCGGCAGCCGCCACCAUGACGGCAGAGGGGGCAGAAGAGACGAUGACAGGAGCAACAGCCGCGGCUACCAAGAUAACAGAUGGCGGCGCUACUGAGACGUGAAAACAUGUCUUAAAGACUCCAGUUUUUCACAAAUAUGUGGACGGCUUAAAGAAAUCGAUCAUGUUGACAUUUUCACAUGUAUACUCAGGAUGUUUGUACAAAAUAAUCCUACCAGAUUUAAUAACUUAAACAUUUUUUCUUUACUUUUAAGAUGUUUUUAAAUUUGUACACUUCUUUAAUGUGAGCUUUUCCUCACAAAUGUUGCAAAAAAGGGAAGAAGUGUAUUAAGAAGAGUGUCAUGUUGUGUAUUAAGAGCAAGAAAAAUAGCAUAACUGGUAGGUACAUUAAAAAAGAAAACAAACACCACGUAUAUUUCAAAAGAUAGGACACUUGCCAGUUUUUAUGUUAUGCAAUUAGUAUUUAAUGGUGCUCCCAGAAUUUUACAACAAUCUUCAGGUACAAAAAGAACAAUUCCACCAGCACUACUUGUACUGCAGUGGGGCACCACCCUUUCUUUAUUGUAGAUUGGUUGACCUUGCUCUUUCUAAUAAUAGGCUUUAAUUAUUUUUUUUAUUCUCAGAGUCUGUAAGACAGAUUGUUUUAAAAUGGACAUUUUCAUUACUAUAAAACUCUUUUCAUUUGA